UUACACUUCCUUCGUCGCCCCCCUUUCAGAUAGCACAAAAAAUAUAAGAUAAUUAUAAUAUAUAUAUAUAUAUAUAUCGCUGAAAAAAUCUACGACAUUUUCAAGUCGCUCCACGAGACAUUGUGAGCUUCCGAUUCGGAAGAGCUUCUCUGGAACCAAAAGAACUUUUGGAAUCGAAAGGACACACUCUUUGUCUAUCCUUACCAUUUUCGUUAGGUGUUUUCAAAUCAUUAUCCCAUUGAUUCGUAUACAAAGCAAAAGGGUAUCUGUCUCGUCUGUGUAGUGGACACAGAUCAUUGGAAAUGCAGGCCGGCCAGCGAUUUUCCUGGGUUCUGGAGCCGAUCGGAAAAUCGCCGGCGAUUUGAUGGAAUCGGAACUCUUGGAGUUGGAGUUGGAGUUGGAGUUUGAGUUUUCGCUGUUGUUUUUUCAUGGAGGUAAUGGUUCGGUGUAGUCCAUGUAAAGUACCCAGGUUCCGAACUAAGCUUCACUUCGCCGUCGCUGUCGUUGUUUUCGAGAUUGUAUUGAUCUUGGUGCUGUUGGAAGCUACUGAUGGAAAAUCUCUAGAGCAUCAAUUGCAAUGGCAAGGUCCAAAAGGGGAAAGUAACAGCAACAUUGUUUCACACUCUUGCAUCCAUGACCAGAUAAUCGAACAAAGGAGGCGACCUGGGCGCAAGGUGUAUUCUGUUACCCCGCAACUUUAUAAGGAGUCUGAUAUCUCAAGACAGCUUCACCGCAAAGGUAGGGCAUUGCUUGGAGUCUCCAAAUUUCUGGACCAGCAAAAGGAUGCAAAGCAGCCUAUUAGAAUAUAUUUAAAUUAUGAUGCUGUUGGUCACUCGCCUGAAAGAGAUUGUCGACGCGUUGGAGACAUUGUGAAGGUUGGCGAGCCUCCCUUGACCACUCUUACUGGUGCUCCUCCUUGCAAUCCUCAUGGUGAUCCUCCAAUUUUUGGUGACUGCUGGUAUAACUGCACAUUGGAUGAUAUCUCUGGGGAGGAUAAAAGGUCUCGCCUUCGCAAGGCUUUGGGUCAGACAGCAGACUGGUUCAUGAGAGCCCUCUCUGUGGAGCCUGUGAAAGGAAACUUGCGGUUAAGUGGAUAUUCUGCAUGUGGACAAGAUGGAGGAGUACAACUUCCACGCGAAUAUGUUGAAGAUGGUGUAGCUGAUGCUGACUUGGUUCUCUUGGUCACGACAAGACCUACGACUGGCAACACUCUUGCGUGGGCAGUGGCAUGUGAGCGCGAUCAAUGGGGCCGUGCAAUUGCUGGUCACGUAAAUGUUGCUCCUCGCCAUUUGACAGCUGAAGCCGAGUCUUUACUUUCAGCUACUCUCAUACACGAGGUUAUGCACGUCCUCGGUUUUGAUCCCCAUGCCUUUGCUCAUUUUCGAGAUGGGAGGAAAAGACGGCGUAGUCAGGUUACAGAGCAAGUUAUGGAUGAAAAGCUUGGGCGUAUAGUGACACGCGUGGUGCUUCCACGUGUUGUCAUGCACUCGCGUUAUCAUUAUGGGGCAUUCUCUGAGAACUUUACUGGGUUAGAGCUAGAAGAUGGAGGAGGACGCGGCACAUCAGGAUCUCAUUGGGAAAAAAGACUUCUGAUGAAUGAAAUUAUGACGGGUUCAGUCGAUACAAGAUCAGUAGUUUCAAAAAUGACGCUUGCUUUGCUAGAAGAUAGUGGAUGGUACCAGGCUAAUUAUAGCAUGGCAGAUCGUCUUGAUUGGGGUCGCAACCAGGGAACUGAAUUUGUAACCCUGCCCUGCAAUCUCUGGAAGGGGGCAUACCGUUGCAACACAACCCAGUCGUCGGGCUGUACAUAUAACAGGGAGGCAGAGGGUUACUGUCCAAUUAUAAGUUACAGUGGAGACCUCCCUCAGUGGGCUCGUUAUUUUCCACAGGCUAACAAAGGUGGGCAGUCAUCAUUGGCCGAUUACUGUACAUACUUUGUAGCCUACUCUGAUGGAUCAUGUACAGACACCAACAGUGCACGAGCACCAGACAGAAUGUUGGGUGAAGUGCGAGGGAGUAGCUCCAGGUGUAUGGCCUCAUCAUUAGUACGUACAGGGUUUGUACGAGGUUCCAUGAGCCAAGGAAAUGGUUGUUAUCAACACAGGUGCAUUAAUAACUCUCUAGAGGUUGCUGUUGAUGGUAUGUGGAAAGUAUGUCCUGAAGGUGGUGGACCAAUUCAGUUUGCUGGCUUUAAUGGUGAAUUGAUGUGCCCUGCAUACCAUGAUCUCUGUAGCACUGGACCAGUUCUCGGUUCAGGACAUUGUCCCAAUUCUUGUCAUUUCAGUGGAGACUGUGUUGAUGGAAGGUGCCAUUGCUUUCUAGGAUUUCAUGGUCAUGACUGUAGCAAACGCUCUUGCCCCAGCAAUUGUAAUGGAUAUGGCAAAUGUCUCUCUAAUGGGCUUUGUGAAUGCGAUAAAGGGUACACUGGUGUUGACUGCUCCACUGCAAUUUGCGAUGAACAGUGCAGCCUUCAUGGAGGUGUCUGUGAUAAUGGAGUGUGUGAAUUCCGUUGUUCAGACUAUGCAGGCUACACAUGCCAGAACAGCUCGAUGUUGUCCUCUAGCCUGUUAGUUUGCAAAAAUGUGCUGGAAAGUGAUAUGUCUGGGAAGCACUGUGCACCCAGUGAACCAAGCAUACUCCAGCAACUGGAAGAAGUAGUUGUCAUGCCCAACUACCACCGUUUGUUCCCAGGUGGUGCCAGGAAGUUAUUUAAUUUCUUUAGCAGCAGCUACUGUGAUGCAGCAGCUAAGCACCUAGCCUGUUGGAUCUCGAUCCAGAAGUGCGACAAGGAUGGUGACAACAGGCUUCGGGUUUGCCAUUCGGCAUGCCAGUCGUAUAAUUUAGCUUGUGGAGCUUCACUUGACUGCUCAGACCAAACCCUUUUCAGCAGCAAGGAGGAAGCUGAGGGGCAAUGCACGGGCUCUAGUGAAAUGAAACUCUCGUUGCCCAAUCGGCUGCUGAGCAUCUUCUAUUUAAGUAAUAGUUCCUGGAAGGGAAUGUCUGUAAAAAGUAGGCGGCUUUAAUGGUUUUUUCUUUCCUUUUCUUUUUGGAGGGGGUUGGGAGAGGGAGGUGGGUGUUAAUCUUUUUCCAAUAUUGGCUUGUAAUUUUCUAGGGCUUAUUGUAGGCUAAAUGGCCUUUGUGAUUCAUGAGCCGUUGAUGUAAGGUUGCCUUCUUGAAGUCGAGUAGGUAGUUAGGUUAACUGAGUUUCGGCUUUCGAAUCGAUUCGAAAGCCGGUUUGUAGAAAAUGCUGUGAAAAAAUUCAAAAGGAAAAUGAAGAUAGCUCCGGCCGAAGGCCUUGAAAGUAAA
Messenger RNA from Juglans microcarpa x Juglans regia, 3306 nucleotides. RefSeq lists its product as uncharacterized. Gene Ontology annotation, cellular component: membrane; cytoplasm. Bases 429 to 3023 code for a protein of 864 amino acids. The transcript has 17 exons. Gene Ontology annotation, biological process: cell adhesion; proteolysis. Gene Ontology annotation, molecular function: metalloendopeptidase activity. NCBI's taxonomy places the organism in Eukaryota, Viridiplantae, Streptophyta, Magnoliopsida, Fagales, Juglandaceae. The record is from RefSeq and is a predicted model, not a curated record.